AUGUCCACAAGCUCCGCGCCCACAAGCGCGACGCGUUUUGCGACUCCGAAGCGCGACUGGCGCGCCACCACCGACCCCUGCCCUCGUCGAGCAAACUUAUCUAUCCACCCGCGCUUCACUACAAAAAUGCCACCGUAUGACGACUGGAACAAGGUUGACGAGGACGAUGAGGACGAGUUGCAGGAUAACACCUAUCUUGAUGGCAGGAGAGACGUGAUUCUCUUUUGCAUAGACUGUUCUCCAUCAAUGCUGGAGCUACACGAUGAUCCGAAGUAUGAGAACCUGCAGACGUGCCAUCUGUACACGGCACUCGAAGCUGCCAUGGAAAUCGAGAAAAAGAAGGUGCUCAUAGGACCGAACGACGCCGUCGGAAUCAUGCUUUUCAACACGGUGGGGCUCGUCGCGUUUUUGAACGAGCCUGGAGGUCAAAGCGCCGAGAUCAAGAGGGGCACUUAUGUUCAUCAACCAAUCAAUACCAUCAACGCGCCCAGCGUGCAGGAGUUGAUACGGCUACUUGAAGCCGCCAGAGAAGACCCUAAUCAUCUCCGCGAGGCGUUUCCUCCACUCACCGAAACCCGCGUGCCCAUGGGCGAUGUAUUUACCAGCUGUAAUUGGGUGAUCCGAGAUGGUGCGCCGAAAACAGCAACGAAACGGAUCUUCCUCAUUACAGACGAAGAUGAUCCCCACCCCGGUCCCGCCAGAGAGCGACUGAUCACAUCAGCUCGAACGACACACAUUGAUCUUGGGCAAGCAGGCGUCAUCGUGGAACCCUUCUUCAUAAGCACAGAAGAAAAGGAAUUUAGACCAGCGAAAUUUUAUUCGUCGGUGCUGUUGCCACACAAUCUCGUUGAUGACGGUGAUGCGGCCGCCACGGUUUUGCCCGAGUCGAUAUCCAUCACUCGAAUCGACGAUUUACUUCAACAAAUGCGGUUCCACGAAGUCCCGAAGCGUGCAUUAUUCAGCUUACCCCUGCAACUCGCUCCGGGGCUCACAAUCGGUGUGAAAGGCUAUGGCCUGGUGACCGAACAGCGCCGGGGUGCGUACAAAUAUUUCGUGGACCUCGGAGAUCGGAUGGAGGUUGCGACGUCUCGGACAGUCUAUGUCGAUGAGGAUCGGCAGGCAGAGACGGAGAGAACGCGGGUGCUGUAUGGCUUGCAGUUGGGUGCUACGGUCGCUGCUGAAGAGGCCGAAGUUGCAUCGGAUGAUGAAGGCGGGACCUCGGCCAGGGUGGUGUCGCUGAACAGUCGUGUCUUCUACACCGCCGACGAAGUUCGCUCUUUCCGCAAUAUGGGGCUCGAUCCUGGCAUCAAGCUUCUUGGCUUUAAGGAUCGGUCAGAACUUGCCUUUGAAGAUAACGUCAAACAUUCCCUAUUCAUCUAUCCCGAUGAAAUGUCAUAUUCCGGGAGCAAACGCACUUUCAGCGCGCUAUUGCGUACCAUGAUUCGAAAGAAAAAAAUUGCCCUGGUGUUGUCGCUAGCACGGCGUAAUUCAUCCCCCGUGUUCUGCGCCAUGCUCCCUCAGCAAUGCCACGCGGCCGAACUCUGGAUUGCUCGUGACGAGAUGCGAACAAUCUCCUAUCGCAAACAUCCGCAGAAGGUGGACGAAAGUGGCUGGCGCGAACCACCGGGCUUCCAUCUCAUACCGCUUCCAUUUGCUGACGAUAUCCGUGCCGCAUCUGUUGACGAGAGCAUUCGUGCCCUAUCCUAUCAUAAUGUCCAGCUCCAAGCGAGCGCGUUCCGCGAGGAGUUUGACCCCGCUAGCUUCGAAGACCUGACGGUGCCGAAGUACGAUAUGAUCCACAAGGUCGGUUGGUCAGACUUCUCAUCAGACCAGAAACAGACACUCAAUCGUCCACUUCUGAAGGCUUGGAAGGAGAUCUUGCUGCAGGAUGAGGCAGCAAACAGCGUCAUCGUGACCACCGGAUCCAAGCGCAAAGCGGACAUCAGCGUCGACGAGGCGGAAAUCAGAAGUAAGCACGAGGUUGGGAUGCUUGCUAAGCUCCGACUCGACCAGUUAAAGGCUAGCCUCGCGGGUGUUCUUCGUGUUGAUCAAAGCGGUAUAAUUCCUCCGAUCACUGAUACCAAAUAUGUCGUCCGUCGGGGCUCAAUCUCGCAGGAAUUCCUCAAAAGCAAAAGCGAACCUGUCUCUGGGAGAAAGGCGGAGCUUGUGGAGCGCGUCAGCGAAUGGUUGGACAAGCAUCCGUAA
This is a messenger RNA of Fibroporia radiculosa, 2205 nucleotides long. RefSeq lists its product as uncharacterized. Gene Ontology annotation, biological process: double-strand break repair via nonhomologous end joining; cellular response to X-ray; telomere maintenance. Gene Ontology annotation, molecular function: telomeric repeat DNA binding; double-stranded DNA binding. Lineage: Eukaryota; Fungi; Basidiomycota; Agaricomycetes; Polyporales; Fibroporiaceae. Gene Ontology annotation, cellular component: Ku70:Ku80 complex. The record is from RefSeq and is a predicted model, not a curated record. The coding region runs from base 1 to 2205 and encodes 734 amino acids. The transcript is spliced from 19 exons.